Messenger RNA from Trichomycterus rosablanca, 2316 nucleotides. It is a transcript of the gene znf346, whose product is annotated as zinc finger protein 346. NCBI's taxonomy places the organism in Eukaryota, Metazoa, Chordata, Actinopteri, Siluriformes, Trichomycteridae. The transcript has 7 exons. Bases 42 to 878 code for a protein of 278 amino acids. The record is from RefSeq and is a predicted model, not a curated record. Gene Ontology annotation, molecular function: nucleic acid binding; zinc ion binding.
AAGAACCUCCAAGCGUACAAAAAACACAGUAUUCUGCAGACAUGGCGACUGAGGGAUCGAAUGGAGACUUCACUUAUCUACCUACAAGCAAAGAUGAGGUGAACCGGCUGAUCCAGACACACGGCAACCUGUUCUCAGAUUCCCAGUGCAAAGUGUGCAGUGCUGUCCUCAUUUCAGAAUCCCAGAAGCUUGCCCAUUAUCAGAGCAAGAAACAUGCAAGCAAAGUGCGUCGCUACAUGUCCAUUCACAAAGAGGAGGAGGAACCCAUUGCCAAAAAAAUCAAACCUACAUAUGAUGCUACUCCUGCGGUCAUUGAAGAUGACAAAAACAAAGCAUGUCAUGUGUGCAACAUGACCUUUUCCAGUGCAGUGGUGGCGGCAUCUCACUAUCAGGGCAAAAUACACACCAAGAAUCUUAGGUUAAAAACUGUCGGUCCAGUUGUUCCACAAGCUCAGCCUGUAAAGGUGAAAAAAGAGAACGGACAGACCACAAAAGAGCAGGGCCCCACUGCUGACGACCCCAAUCGCUUUUGCUCUAUAUGUAAUGCCUCGUUUAACAACCCGCUGAUGGCUCAACAACACUACGCUGGAAAGAAGCACAAAAAACAUUUGACCAAGCAGAAACUGAUUGAGACAUAUGGACCAUCACCGACACCAGCCUCUACUGUAAAGGGCUACCCAUGCACUGUGUGCAAUAUUGAACUGAAUUCAGUGGAACAGUACCAGGCUCAUAUCAGCGGUGCUAAACACAAAAACAAUGUAAAACAGAAGAAAGGUGGAAACUCAUUUGUGAGCCCGUUAGAAAAUCACCAGGAGUAUCAGUAUGGCUACGGGCGGCAGCAGGAGGACUGGGGCAGUCUAAAGCAAGACUAUGAGUGAGAAGCCAUCAAUAUGGGCGACACGUUCGAGAUGCUGCUUUUGAGGCAGUGUCUACUGCUCACAUUCAAAUGCCAGCUUUUGCUCUACGCCUUCUCGUUCUAUAUGGUGUACCUCCCUCUCAGAGGUAGAUAAGUGAAGAUGUCUAACUUCCGUGCUAUCUCCCUUUAGGACAAUUUAUCUAGUACUGCUUUUGUUAGGAUCACAAACAAGUCUGUAAUGUUAUUGUUUUAUGUUACAGGAAUAGUUCAGGUGCUACCAUGAACGCCUAGCUAUAGGUCUGGAGUCCGGCACAGUUUAGGAUUUGCUUAAAUCACCUAAGUGUGCUGGAGUCCCUUUAUCCAUACCUUUUAUUUACAUUAUUUACUAUUUACAUUUUUAUUGGUUUAAUUUGUUUUACAAAUUUGUUUACUUUUUAAGAUUUAUUUAAAUUGAGGACAGUAUAGGAUGGCGGUCAGUUGGUAUAAAUGUAAAGAGUAAGAUAUAGGAGGUUUUUUUUUAUUCUUUUCUUUGUUUGUUUUAUAUACAAUUAUUAUAGUUAUUUUAUUUGACCAAUAGGAGUGCAGUUCUUAGUUUAGAAAUCUUUCUCCAUUUUGGUAUACUUGCUUGGCUCUGAAACUGUACAGUUUUGUAGCUAGCUACCUGCAAAAAAUUCCUGUAUUGAUGAAGAUGCAAUUUAUGUUAAAACAAUUGAAAUAUUUUUAACUAUUACUUGUGUCAUAACUUAACUGUGUGCUUUGCAUCAUUGUGUUUUAUAGAACAUGUCCACAAGCAAAAAAAGUAAAACUGUACGUUGCACUCAGUCAAGUGUGGAGUGUAUGUUCUGUUAAAGAAGGGUUUGGUUGGGUUUGUUAUGAAGCUUUGUAGCGCAACACUUACUUAGAUAAACCUUUAAUGUUGCAGAUUGCACAUGAACACAUCAGUUAUUGUUUGAUUUGAGCAGUUUUGAUUAGACUGCUCAUGUUGCUACUACACUUCUUGGCAGUUACUCUAGAGUUCAGCUUGUUUCAGGCUGUGUCCCAAACCAAUGUCGGUAUCAUUUGUUAUUGUUAUUGGAUUCAAACAGAAAAACAACGUUGUGCUAACUGCUACCAUGAAAACGUACAAAUGUAGUGAACAUUGGCAUUACUGCAGAAAGCUAAUGUUUUAUUAGGUUUUAAUGUUACAAACGCAAUGCCCUGAUAAAUCAGCUUCCAAACAACUGUCAAAUACACAGCAUGACAUGAAAAUGUAUUAUGUACAUUUUUUUUACAAUUGUGAUUAUCUGUGCCAGUUGCUAACAGUUAAUGAGGUACCAAAAUGAUAUGCAGUCCCUAUAGAAAAUCCUCAUACCCCAUUGAAGUAGUCACUGUUUCUGUUUUACAGUCACAAAAUAGUUCUCCACCUUUUAUUCACAGUUUGUGCAUUUUGUUCAACAUUUAGAAAAAAAAAUGUGGGGAAA